Messenger RNA from Drosophila serrata, 884 nucleotides. RefSeq names its product zinc finger protein 511 lethal (2) k10201. The record is from RefSeq and is a predicted model, not a curated record. Lineage: Eukaryota; Metazoa; Arthropoda; Insecta; Diptera; Drosophilidae.
UACACUUUAUUUAAAAUAUAAGAAAUUAUUUCUGUUCAUUAUUCAAAUUACUUAAUUUCAGUUGCAUAAUUAUUUUCUUUUUAAUAGUUGUUUAGCUAAGAUCAAACAAAUUAAAUUAUUCCCGUUAAAUGCAAGCCAGUGUGAACAUCCAAAAAACAGCGCAAAGAGAAACCAAAACAAAACAAAUUUCAGAGCAAAAAAAAAAAUGGAUUCGGAUGCUGCGACUUCUCCUAUACUCCUUUCAAGGGAUCAGCUUAUCCAAAUACUAAGUGAAACGCCGCAGGGAUUCAUAAAGCCCACGGAUCCGCCACCGCUGAUUAUUCCGCCCUUCAAGAAACUCGGCGUUCUGGUGGAAUUUGAUGACGUCUUGGAUGCCAAAGAUGCGCCGGCGAAAGGAAACGGAAACAGGACCAAGGAGCAGUCCUACAGCUGCGCUGAAUGCCGAAGGGUGCUGCCCACGGCCCACUUACUGGACUUGCACAUCACCGAAACCCAUGAUUUCUACUUCGCCGCCAGCGUGGAUCGGGGCGACAAGCCCAUGUACGCCUGCUUCCUGGAGGAGUGCUCCACCAAGUUCCAUACUUCUCGACACCGCAAGGAUCACUGCAUUACAGUCCACAAGUUUCCGGCCAACUAUCGCUUCGAUCAGGGCAAGGACAAGGCCAAAGAGAAGCGGCAGACCAAGAGCAAACACAAUUCCAUGGAGGUGGACGAGGCGGCGGUGCCCGUAGCCGAAUCUAAAGCUUUUCCCUUCAUCAAGGCCUUUAGCUUUGGCCACCAAACACAUCGCACCUUUUACACAAAAGCCAAGGAGCAGAAGUGCGGGGAAACCCUCGAGGAUGUUCAGUCCAUGAAGGAUGCCAUUAACGAUAUCCUCGACUAGA